Echinops telfairi (small Madagascar hedgehog) is the source of this 4470-nucleotide messenger RNA. RefSeq names its product MIA SH3 domain ER export factor 2 (gene MIA2). Bases 154 to 4071 code for a protein of 1305 amino acids. Gene Ontology annotation, cellular component: endoplasmic reticulum membrane; endoplasmic reticulum exit site. Gene Ontology annotation, biological process: protein secretion; vesicle cargo loading; endoplasmic reticulum to Golgi vesicle-mediated transport. The transcript is spliced from 28 exons. The record is from RefSeq and is a predicted model, not a curated record. Gene Ontology annotation, molecular function: protein binding. Lineage: Eukaryota; Metazoa; Chordata; Mammalia; Afrosoricida; Tenrecidae.
GAAAAAAUGUAUUUAUUAAGCAGUUGGGAAAAAAACUAGUUUUAUUUCUGUCUUCUAUUUAGUGAAGAGAGAAGGGAAUCUUUGUUUUGACUGGCGCAUCUACAACUUACUCAGCUUAAACCCCAUUUUGGACUACUGGUUGUUCAUUUCAGCAUGGCGGAUCUUCGAGGGCACAGAUUCCUUCUUGUGGUUAUUUGCUUGACAAAGAGUCUGGGGAGUACAAAACUGUGGUCAGAACUGAAAAAAUGUGGUGACUUGGAAUGUGAAACUUUAAUAAGCAGAGUCUUAGCUACAAGAGACUACAGAGGACCUGACUGUCGGUACCUGAACUUCACGAAGGGAGAAGAGAUAUCUGUUUAUGUCAAACUUGCAGGAGGACGGGAAGACUUGUGGGCAGGAAGUAAAGGAAAGGACUUUGGGUAUUUCCCCAAAGAUGCUGUCCAGGUUGAAGAGGUGUUCAUAUCUGAGGAAGUUCAAGUAUCAACUAAAGAAUCUGACUUUCUUUGUCUUUUUGGAUUAAGCUACAUUUUUGAAAAUGAAGACAGUGAAUUAAACAGUGAUUAUGAUGAAACCAUAUUUCCAUAUGAAGAAGAUGAAGACAAUUUUCAAGAGCAUGAAAGUGACUUUCAGAUAAAAUCUGAAUUUUAUUCAACUUCUGAAAGUACUUUGUUAGAAGACCAAGUUCUAGCCACAGGGCCUCUAGAUGAUAUCGGAAGCACAAGUGAAUCAACAUUUUGGGAAGAAAUAGAAGCUGAAACAGUGGAACAUGAUCCCAUCACAGAAGAAGAACAAGAUCAGAUUCCAGAAGUGGAUCUUGUCCCGCCAUCCGCAUCUGUGCCUGACGUGAGAGGCUGGUUUGGAGCAAGAAGAGAACAAGCUGAAGGGAAGGCCAUUGAACCAAUGAUUGCACCUCUGCAAGAUAACUCAUUUCGAAGUAGGAAAAUAGCAGUGGUAGAUGAGAAGUACCUCGAAGAAUUAAAUAAUGAUGAGCCUCAAAUAGAGUAUAAGCAAGAACCUAAUACAGAAUCUGAUUCAUUGCCAAAGAAAUGGUCUGACCUAGCAUCCGAGUCUGAGGAGCACAUUCUCAAACCUCAAGCCACUGGAUGGUUUGGUGGUAGAUUUACAAGUUACUUAGGUUUUGGAGAUGACGAUACGGAGCUUGAAUUACUGUCCAAAGAAAGCAAUCCACCACUUCAAGAUGUUCCCAAUCCCCUCUCAUCUGAUGAAGAACCCACAGUGCCAUGUACAGAAACGCUAGUAGAAAAAGAAGACUCAACUACUAGUAAUAGCUCGAGUCUCAACUCAAAUUGGUUUGAUUUUGGUUUUGGUAUGCUAGGCUUUGCAUAUGCCAGUGAAGAUAAAACUAUGCCUGAUGAUAGAAACAAUGAAGGAGGCAGAAGCGAUAAACAUGAGCAUCAUCCAGUAAGCAAAUUUGGCUCUGAUAAGGAAGAAGAAACAGAACUAAUAAAAGUUAUGGAAACUGAAGAUCAAACAGACAAGAAAAGAGUCUUGAGAGAUACAGAUGAUUCUGAUACCUUACCAUAUUUUAAAAAGUUCUUAUAUAACUUUGAUAAUCCUUGGAAAUUCCAGAACAUUCCUAAGGAAACAGAAUUAUCAUAUCCCAAACUGAUACUGGAUGAAGAUAAUAUCAUUGAAAAUGAUGAAACAGAAGACUUUUCAGCCGAAAAUUACCCCACAGAUAUGCACUUUAUGAGACUCCAUGAAGAAGUACAUUCCAAAACUCCAGCUCCUAAAAACAAUGAUGAAAAAUCCGAAAUAUCAUUAGUGACUGAAGGGCAUACUCAGGUAGAAAUCAAUGGUUUUGUAGAAAAUACUCUGUCUUCACCUGACAACCCUAUGUCUUCUCAAAAUUACAUUCCUCACAAAGAAGAUGUCUUCGAGUUUCAGAAAUACUUAUUUCAAAUUGAUGUUUAUGAUUUCAUGAAUUCUGCAAUUUCACCAAUUGUAAUUCUUAAAGAAAGGGUUGUAGCAGCCUUGCCUGAUGAUAUGAAACCCAGUCCUAAUUCUGAUGGUUUUCCCUGGGAAUUGUUGAUAUGUGCAUCUAUUUUUGGAUUUUUUGCUGUUAUUCUGUUUGUGUGGAGAAGUUUUCAAUCGGUUCGAAGCCGACUUUAUAUAGGUAGAGAGAAGAAACUUGCUAUAGAACUUUCUGCUCUAAUUGAAGAAAAAUGUAAACUACUUGAAAAGUUUAGCCUACUUCAAAAAGAGUAUGACAGCUUAGAGUCAUCUGUGAAGGAUGCCAACUUUGGGAUGGAGUCAACAGAAGCACAAAAUUUGGAGUUUAUUGAAGGAUCACAAAUACCAGAGGCAGCCUAUGACAAACUGGACAGAUCUAAAUCUGAUAUUGAGGAUGAAAUAGUCUUUCUAGAAAAAGAGUUAGAAGAAGAGAAAUUGAAACAUUCUAAACAAGAUGAAUUGAUGACGGAUAGUUCAGAAAGGAUACAGUCCCUUGAAGAUGAAUCAAAAUCUCUGAAAUCACAAGUAGCUGAAGCCAAAAUGACCUUCAAAAUAUUUCAAAUGAAUGAAGAACGACUUAAGAUUGCAAUAAAGGAUGCUUUGAAUGAAAAUUCCCAACUUCAGGAAAACCAGAAAAAGCUUGUACAAGAUGCUGAUUUGUGGCAAGAACAAUUGAAUGAACUUAAUAAACAGAAAAUCGCAUUUGAAGACUCCAAAAUACAUGCAGAACAAGUUCUGAAUGAUAAAGAAAAUCAAAUAAAGUCUCUGACUGAACGUUUGCUGACGAUGAAAGACUGGGCUGCUGUGCUUGGAGACGAUGUAAUGCAUGGUGAUAACUUGGAACUGGAGACAAAGACUGAAUCAGAAAAUGGUGCCCAUUUAGAUGAUCAGCCAAGAGGAGCUUUGAAGAAACUGAUCCAUGCUGCUAAGUUAAAUGCUUCUUUAAAAACCCUAGAAGGAGAAAGGAACCAAAUUUAUACUCAACUCUCUGAAGUAGAUAAAACAAAGGAGGAGCUUACAGGCUAUAACCGUUUAUUUUAUGGCAUUAUUAAAAGGAAUAAACUAAUUUUUGUUUUAAGAAAAUUAACAGUAGAGGAAAAUCACCGGUUGGAGAAACAAGAGAAACUUUCCAAAGCAGACGAAAAGCUCAGUUAUGCGGCCGAGGAACUGGAGACCUACAGAAAGCGAGCCAAAGACCUUGAAGAAGAAUUGGAGAGAACCGUUCUUUCUUAUCAAGGGCAGAUUAUUUCUCAUGAGAAAAAAGCACAUGAUAAUUGGUUGGCAGCUCGGACGGCUGAAAGGAACUUGAAUGAUUUAAGAAAAGAAAAUGCUAACAACAGACAAAAAUUAACUGAAGCAGAAUUUAAAUAUGAACUUUUAGAAAAAGAUCUUUAUGCACUUGAUGUUACAAAUACAACGUUUGGCAGAGAGCAUUCCCCAUAUGGUCCCUCACCGUUGGGUCGACCUUCAUCUGAAACGAGAGCUUUUCUCUCCCCUCCAACUUUGUUGGAGGGUCCACUCAGGCUUUCACCUUUGCUUCCAGGGGGAGGAGGAAGAGGCUCAAGAGGCCCAGGGGGUCUUUUGGAGCAGCAGAUCACCAAUGAAAGAGGAGACACCAACUACGAUAGGUUACUUGAUCCUCAUAGAGCCCCUUCUGACACUGGCUCCUUGUCGCCUCCGUGGGAACAGGAUCGGAGGAUGAUGAUCCCUCCAUCAGGCCAACCAUAUCCUGAUCCAGCUCUUCCUCCACAAAGGCAAGACAGAUUUUAUUCUAAUUCUGGUAGACUCUCUGGACCAGCAGAGCUCAGAGGUUUUAAUAUGCCUUCUUUGGAUAAAGCAGAUGGGCCAGUAUCUUCAGAAAUGGAAUCUAGUAAAAAUGAUCCCAAAGAUGAUCUCAGUGUAAGUAUUGAAAGUUCAGUUUUACCCAUGUAUUUGAGAAAUGUCUAUUCACCGAGGGGUUUUCCUCCCUAUCUCCCAAGACCUGGGUUUUACCCCCGAUCCCCACAUCCUGAAAGUAGAAGUGAAUUCCCUUCAGGGCCGAUUCCACCUUCAAAUGAGCCUACUACUGAACAUCCAGAUCCACCACAAGAAACUUGACAAUGUGUUCAGUCUCUUCUUCAAAAGUAAUUUUGACUUAUCUCUCCUUUUCAGUUUAAGUAACUACUGUUACUUAAGUGAUUAUACUUUUGCUCAAAUUGAAGCUUAAUGGAAUUAUAAUUCUCAGGAUAGUAUUUUGUAAAUAAAGAUGAUUUACAUAUGAAUCUUAUGAGUAAAUUAUUUCCAUUUUAUUUUAUUCUAGGUGGCAUACUUAUUUUAAUUUGAUUAACUACUAUCAUAUACAUAAUAGAGCUUUUUAUAUACAUAUACAUAAUCUUACAGUUUGGGGAUAUUUUAAAUUCCAAAGACUGUGUCUUUAUGCCAAGAACUCUGUUUACUACAGUUGUAGACAUAUGUGAAAAAUAAUGUUGCUUAAUUAAAUAAAUUUUAUGGUUUAAA